Lichtheimia ornata is the source of this 3519-nucleotide messenger RNA. RefSeq lists its product as uncharacterized. The coding region runs from base 1 to 3519 and encodes 1172 amino acids. The record is from RefSeq and is a predicted model, not a curated record. Gene Ontology annotation, cellular component: CST complex. The transcript has 2 exons. Gene Ontology annotation, biological process: telomere maintenance via telomere lengthening; positive regulation of DNA replication. Gene Ontology annotation, molecular function: telomeric repeat DNA binding; single-stranded DNA binding. Lineage: Eukaryota; Fungi; Mucoromycota; Mucoromycetes; Mucorales; Lichtheimiaceae.
AUGAAUGUCGCGUCCAACCGUAAUGUCGCUUCGAUUCGCAAGUUGCGCGACCAGCCAACCAGUACCAGCUCGACAUUACUCGGCGCCAAUGUAGUAGGUCGCUUGGAACGAGGCGAUCGAGACACCAUUCUAUUGCACGACGUCAACAAGUUGAGCACGAUCCGUUGCUGCGUCGACACCUUUCACCAUGACUUGUUGAAUACGGUGGUAUGCAUUACGCAAUGGAACUUGAUAAAGCUGGCCCCUGAGCAAGAGUGGAUCGAAUUCGAAUUACGCCAUGUGUUUCGAGUAGGCAACAUGGCAGAGCCAGUGUUGAAGCAGCUUUUACUUCAGGAGCGUAUCAGUGCCGAACUGUUUUUAUCAAGUCAAUCAACCAACGACGACGAUGACGACGACGAUGAAUCAUGCGUAUCCAAACUCGGCCGAUUGGUUGCGAAACCGGUUAUUAUGAAUGACCAGUUCGUUAUCAAGGUGGACAACACAAUGGUUCUCUUCGAAGGCGAAUCGAUUGCAAGUCAUUAUCAUGAUUAUCGUGUUGGAUCCUAUUACUUGUUGAUCAACCUUAUUCCUAUCAAUGAUGAUGUGUACCGCUUUGUCCAACACCAAUCACGAUGCCAUCUUCUCACCAAUGAUGCCUAUGCCAGUCUCAGCAACAAGCGUGAAGUAUCCGAUACGAAUGAUGAUUACAUGCCUCAUGUCCAUCACGGCACAGUGACACGUAUCUUGGAUUCUGAUUUUGGGAUAUACGAGUUGGACGGGCAAGUGGUUGCAUGCUUGUUCCAUUAUACCAAUUACAACUUGCUGUAUCCAUACCGCAUUGGAACUCGACUCAGGAUCACACACGCUCAUCUUGUACAGCUUGAUUUGGAUGAUACCGUUGCUCUCAAGUCAUAUUGGAAGAUACCAGAGUGUCAAGUAUGCUUGGUCGCUUGCCUGUAUUCCGAUAUUCAAGUCGCUGCAUUUCCUAACCACGUUGACUCGAUCCCAUGGUCUCAGCCUACGACGCAUUAUUUAUUUCGGGAAUCCACCAUCACAUUGCCCAACUUUCCAACUCUCUUGCAAAAGCUCGACGCUCAUGCUGCGAUCAUCAAAAAGUUUGGUCAAGGACAAGAUGCGGAUACUUUGGGUAUGGCAGCACUCGGUCUCGCUCGUUGGUGUGUAUCAUGUGAUCAUCAAGACAAGGAGGAGGAAGAAGAGGAAGAGGACCCCUUAUUUGGCAGCAACAUGAAGAAUGAUCUUUUCGAGCAUGACGACAAGCAUUGUACAGCGCUAGGCAAAGGAGAACGUUUGACGUUUUAUUCGUUUCCUUCAUUAAAGGAUUUGGUCAACUUUGUUUUAUGCGAUGAACAUCAUCUUGAGGAGAAGCCGGUGGGAUAUCUAGCUGCAACCAGUGGCAAAGAUAUGAUUGGCGUCUAUACCAAGCAAUCUCUUUUUCCUAGUGGAGAGAUGGAUCACAUGAUACGGGUGUUGGGGAUGAUCGAGUGUGGUGAGGAUGGUCGAUUCUAUUUUAAAGAUGAUACAUACAAGAUACCUUUGGUCAUACCCACUGCUACUACGGCAGAUCGCAUGCCAUUACUGGAUGAUUAUUAUAUCAUCAAAAGGUUCCGUUUGAUUCAAGAGGAUCUAUCCUACACUGAAGAGAAGGGUAGAAACUUAUCAUUGGAUUCGACUUAUAUCGCGUGCGAUCUUGAUGAUAUGGAGCAUGUGGCAGCGGUUGGAUCUCGAAGACAAAGAAGCAUUCGAUUUACGCCACCUCUCUUACCACGUGAUCAAAUUGGCUAUUUUACGAUUGACGACUUAUCCAUCACCGACAUUGACACCUUGUUUCUCUUUUCAAUAAUCGAAAUCCAGCCUAUACGAGUGCAAGUGCAAGGAAAAUGCGCUUUCUCAUUACGAUCCAUGAUUCGCGCCAUUGCAUACCCUAUCCACAACCAUGACACAGCCGACAGCGAGCCUUUUGAAACGACCCUCGUGUUGACAUCGCAAUGGUUAAGAUACACACCUUAUUUACAUGAGGGAGGAUGGUUCGCAUUAUUGGGACAUCUCGACACCUAUACAGUGAAACGCAACAGUGAUUCCCAGCACAUCAUUGAUAUCUCAGCUUUUAUUCGCAACAAACGUAAGAGCAAGCUAUCUUUACCACCUACGAUUAUUCCCAAUGAGAACAAUGAGCUGCUUUUCGUAUCCACCGCAUCCACCAAGAACAAAGUGAUUCUUUCACUGAAAUCCCACCAGCGUACGACCUCAUCGACAAGAGUACCCGCCUAUAAAGAACGACCUAUAUACAGCAUACGUGACCUUCAGCAUGCCAACCUGGAACAUGGACCGAGUUUGACUGAAAUACACGAUCGAUAUCUUGAAGAGUGUUCGCAUGUCGAAGGGAUCGUCACGAUAAAGACUUUUCGUGAUACAGCACGCCCAAAAGGACCUAUUUAUAAAUAUGCCGAAUCAUUAUAUCAACAAUGGCAAUUGGGCACAGGACAACCAGGACGUACGACAAUGUUUCGACUACGGCAAGUGGAUGGACUCGACACAUUGGAUGUGUAUAUGGAUAUGAGUACACGACCCUACCCUCAGGGCAUUAUACCAGGAAGCCAGGUGAUAUUUUUCAACUUGAUGCGACGUCGACGUGCGGAUGGCAGCUAUUAUGCUCAAACAUCAGCCAAUACUCGAAUUCAAGUGGUCAAGAUGCAUUUCAAUCAUGCGGAUUAUCAACAAUUUGCAAGUGAAUUGAUUCCCAAUCGCAGCUUAUUCGAAGCAUGGAUGCUCAAUAGAGCCCAUUUCAGCGCCACCAAGAUCCCGCCGAGUGUUGCCAGCAAAUUGCAUUCUGUAUUUCGAUGCCAAUGUACACUUGAAGCCAUUCAUCAUCUCGACAUUACGUGGAUGUGCACUGGUUGUGGUACUAUUAUAUCGCAUGAUUCAUGUCUUGGCGUAUGUAAGAAUGCCCAUCGCUUGCUCUUGGUGAAUGCACAGGUGGAAUUGACGGAUGGCGUCACAUCAGCACGUGUAUUUUGUGAAGGCGAGAAACAAGUGCUUCAAAAGCUACUCCGAUUGCCAUCAGACACUGUGAAUGUACUCAAAGAAAUGGCCAUCCAACAAGGAAGUCUCACCUAUAAAAGCUGGUUGGAUGAUAAUGAUGAUGGUGGUGAUGAGCAAGUACUUGACAACAACAAUGACGAUGACGAGGAUGAUGAUGAUUUGCUGCGACAAGGAAACGCUCCCAAUGGUGACAAGCAACGCCACAACAAGACUGUAUCGCUCACUGAUCUAUGUCGACGUCACAUGUCGUAUCCAUACGCACUAUAUGGUCGCAUUCUCACUGAUAAGAAGACCAGAGUAAAAGUCAAGAAAGAUACCAAAAACAGUGCCAAGUUGCAAAAGCAUGGACUCGUUGCACGGCGUGUGAAUGGGGAUAUGGGCCAUCCCUUCCCAACGGCAAUCCCCCCAAAGCUUCGGAUCGUUGGCAUAGAGAUUGAACCCCUUGGACCAGCUGAAGUCGCAUGGGACAUGAUGAAAUAA